Molecule: messenger RNA, 637 nt
Organism: Sceloporus undulatus (fence lizard)
Lineage: Eukaryota; Metazoa; Chordata; Lepidosauria; Squamata; Phrynosomatidae
Product: protein S100-A4-like
Exons: 4
Coding region: 269-574 (101 amino acids)
Cellular component (GO): cytoplasm
Molecular function (GO): calcium ion binding; transition metal ion binding
Source: RefSeq, a predicted model, not a curated record
AGACAAAGUGGUGAAGGAGAUUGGCGAAGGGUGCGAGGAUCCACAAGUUGCCCGAGGAUUUUAGAGGUGACUUUCCCAAAGAACUGGAUCCGGCCAACCAGUCUUACCAGUUUAUGAGCGCCCUGGAGACACAAGGCAGGUGGUACCUUGAGAGGCUGGACAUGGAGAAGGUAUAAAGUGACGCCGUUGGCCAACUUCUGAGGAUAACCUCAGUCUUCUUCAUCUCAAGAAUAUCUCUGCUACGUUUUUGGAGUGUGCUUCAUUUGCAAUGACGACUCCUCUGGAGAAGGCCUUGGCCACCAUUGUCAUCACUUUCCACAAGUAUUCCGGGAAGGAAGGCGAUAAGUUCAAACUCAACAAGGCCGAGCUGAAGGAUCUUCUGCUGAAUGAGCUGCCGGCAUUCAAUAGUAAACGGAUGGAUGCGGCCGAAUUCCAGAAGAUCAUGGGUGACCUGGACCACAACAAGGACAACGAAGUGGACUUCCAGGAGUUCACCUGCUUCCUGGCUUGCGUCUCGAUGGGGUUUGAUGAGUUCUUCCGGGGCUGUCCCAAACCUCCUCUUCCCAAGAAAUAAACCCGAAGGGAUAUUACACUCCUAGAGAAGUGUUUUGAUUUCCAAUAAAAAACACACACAUUA